CUGAACAAAUGUUUUCUGACAGAGAGAUGUUGUGAAGUGUUGGCCUCAACUCUCAGCUCAAUCUCUUCUCACCUGAGAGAGCUGGACCUGAGUCACAAUGACCUGCAGGAUUCAGGAGUGAGGCUACUCUCUACUGGACUGGGAUCAAAACUGUGAACUAGAGAAACUGAGGUCAAUACUUAGAAACAUACCUGCUCAAUAAAAAAUGUGUGUCAAAGCACAUCAUCAUUACAGUAGCCAGUAAGUUGGCUCAAUGUACACGUAUAAGGUAAAUACUGUGUAAAUACUAUAAUAAAUGUAAUUACAUUUCAGUCUCACAUUGCUGUGAAGUUUAACCCUUGUGGGAUAACUGCAGGAUAUUAGUGCUGCAAUUUGACUGUACAUUUGAGAUGAUUAACAAAAUUUAUCAACUAAUUCAAUUGGGCGGCAGGUAGCUUAGUGGUUAAGAGCGUUGUGCCAGUAACUGAAAGGUUGCUGGUUCUAAUCCCAGAGCCAACUAGGUGAAAAAUCGGUCAAUGUGCCCUUGAGCAAGGCACUUAACCCUAAUUGCUCCUGUAAGUCGCUCUGGAUAAGAGUGUCUGCUAAAUGACUUAAAUGUAAUUGUUAAAGAGACUAAUACAAUUAUUCAAUUAAUACUAAAUGACAGUGCAAAUUGUAUCUGUCUUGUCUUAACCUGAAAACCUGAUUUGAUUAAAUAAGAUCCUUAAUUGAUAUGUGUUGCUUACAUUAGUACAGCAGUGGAACACUGCAUUGCAAUACAUGAUCUUUGAAUGAGAAACGUUUAUUUAAACUCAGUUUUGACCACCAGAGGGAAGAAGUCUGUCUUUGUAGCUCAGCUGGUAGAGCAUGGCGCUUGUAACGCCAAGGUAGUGGGUUCGAUCCCCGGGACCACCCAUACACAAAAAUGUAUGCACGCAUGACUGUAAGUCGCUUUGGAUAAAAGCGUCUGCUAAAUGGCAUAUUAUUAUAUUAUAAGUCCUGUUAUAAAAUCAUGAUGACCUUCGCAGGCUGUCAUUCUGUGGAGUCACAGAGGAAGGCUGUGCUUCUCUGGCUUCAGCUCUGAGGUAAAACCCUCCCACAUGAGAGAGGUGGACCUGAGCUUUAAUCACCCAGGAAACUCAGGAGUGAAGCUGCUCUUUGCUAGACUGGAGAUUGAAACU
Coregonus sp. 'balchen' is the source of this 1160-nucleotide messenger RNA. The record is from the annotation of a GenBank genome assembly. NCBI's taxonomy places the organism in Eukaryota, Metazoa, Chordata, Actinopteri, Salmoniformes, Salmonidae.